Messenger RNA from Cuscuta campestris, 1979 nucleotides. The record is from the annotation of a GenBank genome assembly. Lineage: Eukaryota; Viridiplantae; Streptophyta; Magnoliopsida; Solanales; Convolvulaceae.
UUAGAGAUUGUGAAUAGUCAAACCGAAAAAUAAAAUUUAGUUAGAAAAAGUAAUAAAUAAUAUUCUCUGUUCGGGAGUAUUCUUCUCGUUUUGAUUAAUCACACUUACAUAGAAGUUGGAAAAUACCAAGCUUCCAAGAAUGCCCUUUAAAUAUUUCGAAUUUCUUUUCCUAUUCAAAAAGCGUUAAAAAGUAGGUGGAUAAUAAAGUGGAAGGUAUGGAAUUGCGCAAACAUGCGUUUUCCGGGCAGUUUCCCGGCCAGUUAUCGCCGAGAAGGAAGUUUUCCGGUUGCUGUUGGCUGUGGGCGGCGGCUACAUUCUUCUUGCUCGGCGUUGUUCUUCUCAACUUCUCAUUCAAAACUCCGUUCUCGAAUCCGGUGCUUCAGGGCCUGAACAAUGCCGCCGCCGGAGAAAAUCUGCAGGAGUUCUCCGGCGAGGAGAAAGAAGGGAUGUCGAAGAAAACCCGGGAGCCAAACCCGCCGGAGAACGGUAAAAAUCAGAACUUUACCGUUCUUGAGAGAAUUGGUGUCAGGGGCUCUUCUGGGAAGGGCAAAACUGGAAACUUUUCAUCCCAAGAAGGGGUAAAAAACAGUAGUAAUCAGAGCAAAGGUUCAGUUUUGAGAAAAGGAAGGAGCUUUGUUGGAGAUUGUGACAUCUAUGAUGGUGAAUGGGUGAGAGAUGAGACAAAGCUUUAUUACCCAUCUGGUUCAUGCCCUUACAUUGAUGAAGAUUUUGACUGUCAUCUCAACAAGAGACCUGAUGAAGGGUAUCUCAAAUGGAGAUGGCAACCAUUUGCAUGUGACAUCCCAAGCAUCAACAGCACUGAUUUUUUGGAGAGAUUGAGAGGCCAGAAGUUGGUAUUCGUGGGUGAUUCGUUGAACAGAAACAUGUGGGAAUCUCUUGUUUGCAUUCUGCGUCAAGGUGUCCGCGACAAGAGGAGGGUUUUUGAGAUUUCGGGUCGGAGUGACUUCAAGAAGAAAGGGGUUUAUGCAUUCAGAUUUGAGGAUUUUAACUGCUCUGUGGACUUUGUUAGCUCUCCGUUUCUUGUGAGGGAAUCGACAUUCAAAGGAGCGAGUGGUUCUUUUGAGACUUUGAGGUUGGACUUGAUGGACACAACUACUUCAAUGUAUGGUGAUGCAGAUAUCAUAAUCUUCAACACUGGUCAUUGGUGGACUCAUGAGAAAACCUCUAGAGGGGAAGACUACUAUCAAGAGGGCAAUCAAGUGCACCCCCAACUCAAGGUUCUUGAAGCAUAUAAGAGAGCACUUCAUACUUGGGCAAGAUGGGUGGAUGAGAACAUUGAUGCCAGCCGAACUCAAGUGUUCUUCAGAGGAUAUUCGCUCACGCAUUUCAGAGGUGGCCCGUGGAAUUCGGGCGGGCAAUGCGACAACGAAACCGAACCGUUUUCGAGCAAAGAGCAUUUGGAGAAGUACCCAUCAAAGAUGGAAGUGCUUGAGGAAGUACUCCAUGGCAUGAAAACACCAGUGGGAUACAUGAACAUCAGCACCCUCACAGACUACCGGAAAGACGGGCACCCCUCCAUUUAUAGGUCAGCCAAGAACAACCAGAGCUCUCUGCAUGCUCAAGACUGCAGCCACUGGUGCCUGCCCGGAGUGCCCGACACGUGGAACGAGUUGCUGUACGCGUCCCUCUUGAAGAGCGCAAGGGGAUUGUGGCGGCGAAACUCCGGAAACCGGAGUUUUGGGUCAUGAUUGUUGAUCAUCUCUAGCUCUUCUUCACUUCUCUUGAUCAUUGUAUGUAUGAGUUUGUGUGCAUUGGUUUUGGGAAGAAUGAGGAGGUAAAAAGGCAGUCUUUAGUAUGUACACUAGUUUUGUUUAUGAAGCUGUAUACACACUUUUUUUUGAUGUUCAUUUGUUAAUCAACCAUCACCCCAAGAUGGUUUGUGGUGAUCAUGUAAAUCCAAACACUGGCCGGAGUCGGAUUUUAAGCGCGUAAAACAUCAAAAAAGACCCUUGAUUUAU